AUGGCUUAUGAAGCUUUUGAUACUCUGCUUCAAACCUUAGAUCGAAUUCUAAAGCAAGGCGAUGAUCGCGUCAUCACUCAUUCUGUUAAACAAGAAAUUUUAUCCAUCCGCGUCCAAGCUGUUGUCUUGCAGUUGAAUCUCAAACAUUAUCCAAACAAAGAAAGGAUCAGAGAGGCAGCAGUUUCAACCCAUGAGAUUAUUGAAUAUCUCUUCUCUGAAGAAAACCUUUCAGAUAGAGUCAGACUUGCGAACAGGCUGAGGAAACUAGCAGAGAGAUUGGAGUCAACCGUUGGAGAUGUGGUGGAUUGCAUCAAGGGUAAAGGCUCAGUCGGCAGUGUAACUGAUUCUGCCGAUGUUAGUUCAUCAUCAAGAUCAGCAAUCACAAGCAGCAAAGAUGAUGGUGUGGUUGGUUUAGAAGAAGAUGUGGAAGUGAUCAAGAAUCGGCUUUUAGAGAGAUCAUCCAGACUACGAGUCCUCCCAAUUGUUGGAACAGGAGGCAUUGGUCGGAGGUAUCUUAUUGUAAUGGACGACAUGUGGAGUAAGAAAGCUUGGGAUGAUGUAAGGAUGUUGUUUCCUGACUCCGGUAAUGGCAGUUGGAUCAUAGUAACCACAAGGCUGCAUGAUGUGGCUGCUUAUGUCGACUCUUCUAGUUCCAUUCAUACUAUGAGUGUGUUGGAUGCACAUCAUAGUUGGAAUUCGCUAGAGCAGAAGGUGUUUGCCGGUACAUACUUUCCUAUUGAACUAAAAGAUAUAGGGAAGAAAAUAGUUCAAAAUUGUGGAGGACUCCCCCUUUCAAUUGUGGUGGUGGCAGGACUUCUAUCUAAGGUUCAUACUCGAUCCUCAUGGGAGCAAAUUGCUGCAAAUGACGGGCAGCUUGAAUCAAUAAUUGGUUCGAGUUAUACUCAUUUACCCAAUCACUUGAAGCCAUGUCUUUUAUAUAUGGCUGGCUUUCCAGAAGAUCAGGAGAUUCGUGUUACAGAGCUUGUUAAUCUUUGGAUGUCCGAAGGUUUUGUAACACUUUCAAAUGGAUCUAAAAGCUUAGAAGAGGAGGCAGAAGAUUGUUUUGAGGAUCUUGUCGAGAGAAGUCUAGUUUUGGUCGCCAACAGGAAGUUUGAUGGGAAAAUAAAGAGUUGCAGCCUUCAUGAUAUUGUGCGGGAAUUUUGCAUAAGGCAGGCUGCAAAAGAGAAGGUAAUUCUUCCUGUUAUUGAUUAUUUACCUACUCCUAUCCUGCGAAGGCAUUUUGUUCCACGUCUCAUAAAAGAUCAUCACAGCAUAAGUACUACUUCCUAUGAUCUACUACAUCUCAAAGACUCUGUGCAUAGCUCACACAUACGCACCAUUAUAUGCAUCCCCAAGAAAGGGUUUAGGUCUGUGGGCAUUGUAGAGAAGUUUAGUUCAUUGAGGGUCCUUCAUGUUUUACGUAGAAGCGAUUAUUGGGACUGGGAGCCAGGUCAAGUGUUCGAUCUGGUUCAUUUAACUUACCUUGCUUCCAACAUUCCCAAUAAUAUAGUUCCUUCAGCCAUAUUAAAGCUUCAUAAUCUUCAAAUUUUAAUUAUUUAUAGAUCAGAGGUUCGUUUGCCUGUGGAGAUUUGGAGGUUGCGACAAUUAAGACAUCUUAUUGCAUUCUCAUUUCAACCCUUACCGAGCCCUGAGUGGGAACAAAAUCCCCUCGAUAACUUGCAGGCACUUUCGCUGGCAACAGACUUGGUGUGCAGUAAAAGAAUGGUGGAAAUGAUUCCAAACGUUAAAAAGCUGGGAAUAUGUUACUCCAAGGGGAAGUUUGAUGCGAAUGCAGGCUAUUGCCUCGACAAUCUUAAUUUGUUUUGUCAACUUGAGAAAUUGAAAUUGGAGAUGAGUGUUGGUUUUUUAUCGAGACAACUUGUUGAAACUGGAGGUCUAAACUUUCCUCUACAACUGAGAAGGUUAAUCUUGAGUGGUGGGAAGCUUCCUUGGAAUGAUAUGACCACCAUUGGUUCAUUACCUAAUCUUCAAGUGCUUAAACUAAGAAACUAUGCUUGCAAAGGCAGUUACUGGAUGACAAUUGAGGGAAAUUUUCGUGAGCUGAGACUCUUGCUAAUUGACCGAUCAGGUUUGGUUGAUUGGAUAACUGAAGGUAGCCACUUCCCGAGACUCGAGUGCCUAAUACUUCGUCGGUGUCGUGUUCUAUAUAGGAUUCCACGUAAUAUUGGAUACAUUCCAACACUGAAGCUGAUUGAGGUCGAGAAGUGGCACAUGCGUAGUCUUUUAAGCUCGGCAGCACUGAUAGAAAAAAUGCAACGAAAUUCUGGAAAUGAUAGCUUUCAAGUUCGUGUGAAGCAUUCCUGA
Messenger RNA from Salvia miltiorrhiza (redroot sage), 2325 nucleotides. Its product is annotated as putative late blight resistance protein homolog R1B-16. The record is from RefSeq and is a predicted model, not a curated record. Bases 1 to 2325 code for a protein of 774 amino acids. The transcript has 2 exons. Gene Ontology annotation, biological process: defense response to other organism. NCBI's taxonomy places the organism in Eukaryota, Viridiplantae, Streptophyta, Magnoliopsida, Lamiales, Lamiaceae. Gene Ontology annotation, molecular function: ADP binding.